AUGACGGAAUUGCUCCUCGAUCCGGCCAUCCGGACAUGGGUUUUUUUGCCGGUUAUUCUGAUUACAUUUCUGGUCGGAGUAUUACGGCAUUAUGUAGCUUUGAUAUUCACGAACAGGAAGAAGUUGGAGUUGCAGCAAGUGCGAGAUAGCCAGUAUUUGAUACGUUCCCGAUUAUUGCGAGAAAAUGGGCGGUUCUUGCCAAAAGCAUCGUUUAAUAUGCGAAAGAAUUUUUUGCUAAAUGAAGAAAAUGGUUACAUAACAAAGGGCAUGCGACGACCAUCACAAAUGCAAAACCCCAUGGCUGACCCAACAAUGAUGACAGAUAUGUUGAAGGGUAAUUUACUCAACGUUCUGCCGAUGAUCGUUAUUGGUGGUUGGAUAAACUGGACAUUCAGUGGUUUCGUGACGACUCGAGUUCCAUUUCCACUUACUUUAAGGUUUAAGCCAAUGCUUCAAAGAGGAAUAGAACUAGCAUCAUUGGACGCUGCAUGGGUGUCAUCUGCCUCGUGGUACUUCUUAAAUGUUUUUGGUCUACGAGCAAUCUAUACUUUGGUACUGGGUGAAAAUAAUGCGGCCGAUCAGUCCCGAAUGAUGGAAGAACAGAUGAGCGGUGCAGCAAUGGCAAUGCCACAAGAUCCAAAGCAAGCCUUCAAAGCAGAAUGGGAAGCCCUUCAGAUGACAACACAUCAGUUCAUACUGAAUAAGUAA
Brugia malayi is the source of this 708-nucleotide messenger RNA. RefSeq names its product putative 29.4 kDa protein in STE6-LOS1 intergenic region, putative (gene Bma-emc-3). Gene Ontology annotation, cellular component: membrane; EMC complex. The coding region runs from base 1 to 708 and encodes 235 amino acids. The transcript is spliced from 5 exons. The record is from RefSeq and is a predicted model, not a curated record. Lineage: Eukaryota; Metazoa; Nematoda; Chromadorea; Rhabditida; Onchocercidae. Gene Ontology annotation, biological process: protein folding in endoplasmic reticulum.